AUGGUUUGUGAAGAUUUUACUGAAAGUGCAGAUGGAAAUUUUGAAAAUAAUAUUUCGAUAGGUUUAGGUAGAGGUUUUGAGUCAAAUUUGGUUAAUAGUUCAUGUUUACUGAAGCAAGUUCAUAGUGAUGCAUCUGAAGG
This is a messenger RNA of Dentiscutata heterogama, 140 nucleotides long. Lineage: Eukaryota; Fungi; Glomeromycota; Glomeromycetes; Diversisporales; Gigasporaceae. The record is from the annotation of a GenBank genome assembly.